Andrographis paniculata is the source of this 1025-nucleotide messenger RNA. Its product is annotated as chlorophyll a-b binding protein 8, chloroplastic. Gene Ontology annotation, cellular component: plastoglobule; chloroplast thylakoid membrane. NCBI's taxonomy places the organism in Eukaryota, Viridiplantae, Streptophyta, Magnoliopsida, Lamiales, Acanthaceae. The transcript is spliced from 3 exons. Gene Ontology annotation, biological process: response to light stimulus; photosynthesis, light harvesting in photosystem I. Bases 65 to 886 code for a protein of 273 amino acids. The record is from RefSeq and is a predicted model, not a curated record.
UCGCCCCUUAUUUUUGCACCCCCUCUUGAUUAACUAAAUUCUCCAUUUCCAGAAUCCCAAAAUUAUGGCAGCCCAGGCCCUCGUCUCUUCCUCCUCUAUCUGCUCCUCAGCCGACGCCGUCCGGCAGACCCUCGCCGGACGCCCCCUCCGCUCCACCCGGAAGGCCUCCUUUGUCGUCAAGGCCGAGUCCACUCCUCCCGUCAAGCAAGGAGCCAACAGGCAGCUGUGGUUUGCGUCGAAGCAAAGUCUGUCGUAUUUGGAUGGAAGCCUUCCCGGCGACUAUGGAUUCGACCCGCUGGGGCUGUCGGAUCCGGAGGGCGCCGGAAUGUGGUUCCAGCCGCGGUGGCUAACCUACGGCGAGAUCUUCAACGGGCGUACGGCGAUGGUGGGGAUAAUCGGGUGUCUGGCGCCGGAAAUCCUCGGCCAGGCGGGGCUGAUUCCGCCGGAGACGGCGCUGCCGUGGUUCAAGACGGGAGUGUUCCCGCCGGCGGGGUCGUACCAAUACUGGGCCGACCCGUAUACCCUGUUCGUAUUCGAGUUGGGUCUGGUCGGGUUUGCGGAGCACCGGCGGUACCAGGACUGGGCCAACCCGGGUUCUAUGGGGAAGCAGUACUUUCUAGGGCUGGAGAAGGGGCUUGGCGGGUCGGGUAACCCGAUAUACCCGGGCGGGCCGUUCUUCAACCCGCUGGGAUUUGGGAAGGACGAGAAGUCAUUGAUGGAUUAUAAGGUGAAGGAGGUGAAGAAUGGCAGGCUGGCUAUGCUGGCAAUGCUCGGCCUGUUUAUUCAGGCGCCGGUCACCGGCGUCGGCCCCUGGCAGAAUCUUCUGGAUCAUUUGGCUGAUCCAUUCAACAACAAUAUCUUUACAAACCUCAAAUUCCCAUGGUAAAUUAAGAUCUGUAUAUGUAUGUAUGUAUGAACUCCGGGGGUGUGCGACUCGAUCUAAUCCUUCUUCUUGUCGUCGAUCUUGUAUCAAAUUGGUGACUUCGAUCCUCCAUAAUCCAUAUCGUGCAUAGUUUACUGCUUUA